This is a messenger RNA of Scomber japonicus (chub mackerel), 1128 nucleotides long. It is a transcript of the gene hormad1, whose product is annotated as HORMA domain containing 1. The transcript is spliced from 15 exons. Lineage: Eukaryota; Metazoa; Chordata; Actinopteri; Scombriformes; Scombridae. The record is from RefSeq and is a predicted model, not a curated record. The coding region runs from base 1 to 1128 and encodes 375 amino acids.
AUGGCAUGUGUACAGCAAGUGAGAAAUUCACAGGAUACUCAGCUGUUGCCGAAUCAGGUUCUCACGGAGCAGCAGUCCUUGGUUGUUAUAAAGAAGCUUCUGGCCAUCGCUGUAUCCGGCAUCACAUACCUCCGCGGUCUUUUCCCGGAGAAAGCCUACGGGAGCAAAUAUGUUGAAGAGCAGAAAGUGAUGAUCCUCAGAGAAGAGCGCAGCUGUCCUGGUGCCAGUCAGAUUGUUCAGUGGAUGCAGGGAUGCUUUGAGGCCAUCCAGAAGAAAUAUCUGCGGACAGUUAUCAUGUCUAUUUACACCGACCCAGAAAAUCCUCAGAAAGUGACUGAAUUCUACCAGUUUAAGAUCCAGUAUACUUCAAAAGGAGCACAGAUGGAUUUUGAAAGCAACACCGACAACAAGGUGUCAACGAUGUCAUGCGGCAACACCAAGAAGGCGAGCAUCCUGUUGGUGAGGAAACUCUACACGCUGAUGCAGAACCUCGGCCCUCUGCCCGACAACGUCUGCCUCAACAUGAAGCUGGCUUACUAUGACGACGUCACUCCUCAGGAUUAUCAGCCGCCGGGUUUCAAGGAGGCGGACGGAGACACCAUGGAGUUUGAGAAGGAGCCUGUCAAACUCACCAUGGGAGAAGUGAUGACGCCCUUCCACACGGUGAAGCUGGACAUGGCGACGGAGAGACAGAGACUGGAGCAGGUGGAGGGAAGCAUUAACGAGAUGGAGAAAUGGGUCCUAAGAAUGGAGGAGGAAGGAGUUCUGUCUCAGAGUCAUGUGAUUGAAGACGUGGAGAAUCCUGAUAACAGGAACACAGACUUGGACAACACCGAGAUCCAGAUGAGCGUUCAUGAGAAGAUCGAGACUUGUGAAGAAGUCAAAGAGAUGGACACUCUGGUGAAGAGGACCUCUGACAUGGAGGUCGGCCUGAAGAGGACCAGGAGUGGAAGGAUCAUCAAGUCCACUACGGAGACAAACCUGACUGUGAGCAACAAGAAGGCGACGGCUAAGAAGGACAAAGAGAUUUCUCAGUAUGACAUCCCCAACAGUCAGGAAACGCCGUCUACGUCUUCAUCUGUGUGUCGGAAGAAACGCAAAUUCAGCGAACCCAAAGAGCGCUACUGA